AUGCGAGCCAGCCCCAUCCGCAUCCCAACUGUCACCAGUGACACCGACUGGGACUUCUGCUUCCAUCUGUCCCAGCAAACGAAGAUCCCAGAACAUCAGCGAAUAGAUGAGUCGUCUCCCACUAGUGGAUCUGAAGAGAGUGAGGAAGACACCAAAGUCAAGGAAAAGGUCAUAGACCAUAUGUCUCAUCCCAGAGAGAAACUGGCCCAAUCCCAGAAGAAAAUAGCUCAGCUGAUUAAGGGGAAAAAGAACAUUGAAGCAAAUAAGGAGCUGAUUCGCUGUGUCAUCCUUUCUCGGAUUAUUUUUGGGGAAGAACACUGGAAAUGUGCACAGGCUUUGGCCACCCUGGCUUAUGGCUACCUGACACUGAGAGGCCUUCCAGCUCAGGCCAAGAAACAUGCGGAAUCCGCCAAGAACGUCUUGCUGACCUGGAAGGGAACCACAACCUCAGACAAGGAGGAAAAGCAAAUUCUGGAGACUCUGGUCAUGCUCUACUACACUCUGGGCGUGGUCUGCCUCCUGCAGAACCAUGGCAGAGAGGCAUAUUUCAACCUGCAGAAGUCAGAGAGAAACAUGAAGGAGCUGAGAGAAUUGUAUAAGGGAGGCACUUGUGGAUUACAGGUCUCAGAGAAAGAUUUAACAAUCGCUUUGGGCAGAGCCUCCUUGGCCAACUGCAGGUUAAACCUUGCGCUGGUAUACUUUGAAAAGGCAGUUGACAAUGUUAUUGCCAAUAAGGGUGACAAUACGUCAGAUCUGGUCAGUCUUUACCAGGAAAUUGCUCAGAUCGAGCAGCUGAGGAGGAACCACGAGCGAGCCAUCCAGUACCUGCACCAGGCCCAUUCGAUCUGUGUCUCUUUGUACACUGAAGUCAGCCCGCAAGCUGCAGAGGCGAGUGUGUUACUAGCCAAGGCUUAUGCCAUGUCUGGAGAGGUCCAACACAAGGAUGCUGUUGGGCUGUAUUUUAUGAAAAGCAUCACUGCAUAUCAAACAACAUUGGGCCCAGAGGAUUAUGAAACACUGACAACUGUUGAAGAAUUUUGCAAAUGGCUUGUUCAAAAUGGGAAAAAGCGGCAUGAAGGCAGUGAAGACCUUUAUUUGUCAUGA
Budorcas taxicolor (takin) is the source of this 1104-nucleotide messenger RNA. It is a transcript of the gene TTC23L, whose product is annotated as tetratricopeptide repeat domain 23 like. NCBI's taxonomy places the organism in Eukaryota, Metazoa, Chordata, Mammalia, Artiodactyla, Bovidae. The coding region runs from base 1 to 1104 and encodes 367 amino acids. The record is from RefSeq and is a predicted model, not a curated record. The transcript has 9 exons. Gene Ontology annotation, molecular function: protein binding.